Molecule: messenger RNA, 238 nt
Organism: Funneliformis geosporum
Lineage: Eukaryota; Fungi; Glomeromycota; Glomeromycetes; Glomerales; Glomeraceae
Source: the annotation of a GenBank genome assembly
AUGCUUUGUCAAAUUGUAUAUGGGCUUAAAGCAAUUCAUAAUGCAAAUUUUAUACAUCGCGAUUUUCAUAGUGGAAAUAUCAUAUUGUCAGAUCAAAAAUGUCAUAUUGGAGAUUUAGGAUUAUCACAAUCUGCAAAUAAUACUCCAUUAAAACAUAAUGAAAUUUAUGGAGUAGUUCCCUAUAUUGCGCCGGAAGUAUUUAAUGGUGCUCCAUUUUCAAAAGCUUCUGAUAUUUAUA